AUGUCCGACAAAAAUAAAAAAUCUGAAAAUUCUCAGCGCGAAUUUUCAAUUUAUCACCUCCCUCCAAACAUUUUAUUGACGAUAUUUCAUUACUUGGAUCUCAAAUCGCUUUGUAGGAGCUCAAGGGUCUGCCGGUUAUGGCAUAAUUAUGCAAAUGAUACCAGUUUAUGGAAAAUUGUUGACCUUCGUCCAUAUCAGAUCAGCUUGAGAACUAUGAAGAAAAUUGUGCAUAGAAGAGUUUCUGAGUGCACGAAGGAACUUCAUAUCAAAGGAUUAGUUUCUGCUACGAAGAAACUGGAAAAUUUAUCAAGCCCACUUCUAGAAGAAAUCAAGAAAAAAGCAGUAAAUUUAGAAAGUCUAUGGUUACAUAAUUGCUACUUAUUAAAGAAUGUCAGCAUCGAGUCGUUCCCAGGUUGUAUUACUGAAUUAUCCCUCGCUGAAUCUCUUGUUCCAUUGGGUUGGUUUGAAGCGCUAAAACAGAAGAACUUGUUCCCAUCAUUGGUACACUUACAUUUGACAUCGUGCACUCGAAUUUCCAGUGAAGAUAUCUCGAGUAUUUGUCAACUGAAAACUCUCAAGACUUUAAUAUUAAGAGGCUGUUAUCGUAUUAGAGAUAACGACGUCAGAGCAAUUGUUACGAAUUUAAAGAAUUUGAUAAAGUUGGAUCUUUGUGAUUGUAAAAAAAUAAUGGAUGUUUCAUUACAUCACAUUGCACGACAUUUGAAAGAUAUCCAAUCACUCUCGCUUUCUAACUGUUAUCACAUUACACCCUUAGGAAUGGCUGCUCUACAUGAUGGAUGCUUAAAUAAACUGGUAUUUCUUAACAUCCAGGCCUGUUCCCAUGAAACUCAACGGAAAGCAUUGGAAUUGUUUGCUGGUAACCCAGGAAUGACACUACAAACUUGCGACACAGAAUUGGAUUCCGGGAAUGAUUCUGAGUGA
Messenger RNA from Paramuricea clavata, 942 nucleotides. The record is from the annotation of a GenBank genome assembly. Lineage: Eukaryota; Metazoa; Cnidaria; Anthozoa; Malacalcyonacea; Plexauridae.